UUGAAGCCGUGUGUGUCAGGAGACAGCUGCUUUUGUGCCAGCGCUGCCAUGUGACCUCACUAUUCCCAGCGUUGGCUCUAAAUUUAGACCCUGGCCAGAGUUACUCUUCAUGUGGGAAAACCAAUGACAAACACCAUCAGGAUAAUUACUUUUUAAGCAAAGCAGGCACUUCUUUCCACACUUUGGGAUUGUUGAGGGAAUUUCAGUGCCGGUGUAACGUUGGUGAGAUCUGUGUGCAACCAGAGAGAGCAAUUCAGGACUGGAAAUGUCAAGAGACACCGCAGAAACUGAGCUGAGCUGAUGAGAGAGUAACGCACAGCAGAGCUCCAGUGGUCACCGUGGGGGGAGGUGCGUGUGUGCAGGGUCAUCAUGACCGGGGUGACGGUGUGCUUUGGGACAGUGAACUCCAUCAAGGCUCUGUGGGAGACGAGGAUAAAGAAGACCAAGGAUGAUCUGAAGAGAGAGAAGGAGCAGAGGGAGAGAGCGGCAGUGGGACGGUUGGCAGGAGCAUGGGAGGACAGGAUCACCUUGGCCAAAUUAAAGGAAAAAGUAGUGACGGAGGAUGGGAGGGUCAUCCUACGCAUUGAAAAGGAGGAAUGGAAGACUCUCCCUCCAGCGCUGGUCCAGCUCACUCACAUUCAGGAGUGGCAGCUGCACCGGACAGGCCUUCAGAAGAUCCCCCGCUUCAUCUCCAGCUUCCAGGGCCUCAUUGUGCUGGACCUGUCCCGCAACUCGAUCAAAGAAAUCCCUAAAGAAAUAGGUCAAUUAACUCGGUUACGAGAGCUGCUAGUGAGCUAUAACAGGCUGAGCUGUGUGCCAGAGGAGCUGAGCAGCUGUGAGAGUCUGGAGAAGCUGGAACUGGCAAUGAACUCAGAUCUGGACGAGCUGCCUGAGCAGCUCAGCAAUCUUAAGAAACUGUACCACCUGGACCUCUCCAUGAACCAAUUCACCACAAUCCCUGAGUGUGUGGUGAGUCUCCCUGCUCUGGAGUGGUUGGACAUGGGAGGGAACAGGCUGGAGAGAUUACCAGAUGACAUCCACAGGAUGGAGAGGUUACACACACUGUGGCUACAGAGGAACGAGCUGGAGUAUCUGCCAGACAACAUUAGCCGCAUGCCCAAUCUGGACACGUUGGUGCUCAGCAAGAACAAGCUGAGAGACAUCCCUCCACUGAUGGAGGGCAUGACAAACCUCAGGUUUGUAAAUUUCAGAGACAAUCCGCUGACCUACGACGUGACUCUGCCAGAUGUGAAAGAGGAUGUGGACGAAGAGGAGAACGACAGGGAAAUGUUUGGCCGAGAGUUCAUGCACCACUACAUCCACGAGGCCCGCAAAAGAGAUUCCCAGACUUACACCUCUGUGCUAAAUGUGACGGUGGACGGUGGUUUAGAGAUCACUGCGUCAUCAUAGUGACGUCCUGCAUGCCACCGUCUGCUCUGCUCUUUCGUCCACGGUGGCCUGUCCUGUCCCAUCUGUCCUGCACGUCC
Molecule: messenger RNA, 1487 nt
Organism: Colossoma macropomum (tambaqui)
Lineage: Eukaryota; Metazoa; Chordata; Actinopteri; Characiformes; Serrasalmidae
Gene: lrrc39
Product: leucine rich repeat containing 39
Exons: 9
Coding region: 370-1410 (346 amino acids)
Molecular function (GO): protein binding
Source: RefSeq, a predicted model, not a curated record